AUGGGUCUUAGUACUUUACUUAAUUUUGGCAUUGGUUUAUACGAAGCUUAUGAUGAUGGCAUGUUUGAUGGUUUUCUUAAUAGUAUGCCCAAUGGUGGUUAUCCAACACUUUAUAAUAUGUUUGAUCAAGGUUCACGUUAUCAAAUGCCAUACUCACCGUAUGGUUAUACUCGCACUUAUGCAACAUUUGGCUAUUAUUAA
Rotaria sp. Silwood2 is the source of this 201-nucleotide messenger RNA. The record is from the annotation of a GenBank genome assembly. NCBI's taxonomy places the organism in Eukaryota, Metazoa, Rotifera, Eurotatoria, Philodinida, Philodinidae.